AUGCCAUUCCGAAUUCUAUCGAGGACAAUCUCGAGAUCGACCCUCCAUCUCGAUAGACAGACAGCUCCUCUUGCACUUUGUCCGAGCAAGUCAAACCACUUUAGAGGCAGAAAACCCACCAUGCCGUCGUCCAAGGGAAAGCGUACGGAUCCCAAGCUAGCAGAAGAAGCCAAGGAAGAGGCAAAGGCUUCGUCAAAGGGUGGAGCAAGCGGCCAAUGGACGGCCCAGAAGAGUGCUCAGAUGGCUCAGAUCUACGAAUCAAAGGGCGGUGACUACGAGGGCACAGCGGAUUCUAAGAACGAACCCGAAAAGGGCGCACCCAAGGAGAAGCCGAAAUCAGGAGGCGGCAAUAAGCGCAAGGCUGCCCAGGGCAAAAAGUACGACGAGAGCAAGAAAGAGGAUGAUGAUGAGGAGGAGGAGGAGGAGGAGGAUGAUGACGAAGAGGCGGAGGAGGAGCCAAAGGCAAAGAAGACCAAGGCUGCUCCCAAGAAGAAGCCUGCAUCGAAGAAAGCAGACAAGCCAGCUUCGGCAAAGGCUGACAAGCCUGCAGCCAAGAAGCCAGCUUCUAAAAAGGCCGACAAGCCCGCUUCGAAGAAAGCGGAUAAGCCGGCGUCGAAGAAGGCUGACAAGCCGGCCUCGAAACCUGCCUCGAAGAGCAAGUCCUCGACGACAAAGGAGUCAAAGCCGACCAGCAAAGCCAAGGCGCCCAAGUCGAAGGAAGCCAAGCCCAAGUCUGCCAGCAAAGAAGCUUGA
Molecule: messenger RNA, 753 nt
Organism: Mixia osmundae IAM 14324
Lineage: Eukaryota; Fungi; Basidiomycota; Mixiomycetes; Mixiales; Mixiaceae
Exons: 6
Coding region: 1-753 (250 amino acids)
Source: RefSeq, a predicted model, not a curated record